AUGUUCAUGAUUCUGGUACAGAUUUGCUAUACGAUUCUCUACUUCAUCACUGAAGCUUCUUUCAAACAUGGCCUGAAACCCUAUGUCUACGUGACUUACCGGCACCUUGUCGGGACGGUUUUCAUGUUCCCUUUCGCCUACUUCCUUGAAAGGACGCAGCGGCCCAAGCUGACGUUAGUCCUUUUCCUAGAGAUGUUCUUCCUGUCGCUGCUGGGGGUGGGUUUGCCUAUGAACAUGUACUUUAUGAGCUUGAAAUACACUUCACCAACUUUCGUUGCUUCAAUCGUGAACAUCAUAGUUCCUUUGACAUUUGUCAUAGCAGUUGUGACGAGGUUGGAGUCUCUUGAUCAUCGGCAUCCUCGAGGAAUAGCAAAACUUUUGGGGACCUUAAUUUCCUUAUCUGGUGUAAUGACCAUGGCACUAUUCAAAGGUCCCAUCAUUAAACAAUUAUGGAGUCCACUUUUAAAGAUAGAAGCGUCACAGAGUGAUGAUGAGAACCAUGAGAAAUGGCUGUUGGGUUCUGUUCUUAUGGUUGCAAGUUGCUUUAUAUGGUCAUUCUGGUACAUUAUGCAGGCCUUAACGCUCAAGAGAUAUCCUGCUCAGCUGUCAUUGACAACAUGGAUGAGCGCAAUUGGGACCCUACAAUCAGCAAUUUUUGCCAUUAUCGUAGAACGUGAAAGGGCAGCUUGGAGAAUUGGUUUUGAUAUUGAUUUAUGGUCUACUAUCUAUGGUGGAGUAGUAAUCUCAGGAUUCGUGAUCUUCAUUCAGCUAUGGUGCACAGAGGAAAAAGGGCCAGUCUUCGUCACCAUCUUCGGUCCUCUUACAACAAUUAUGGUGGCAUUUCUCGCUUACUUUAUCUUGGGCGAGACACUCUACUCUGGAAGUAUAAUAGGGGCAGCAUUCGUCGUCAUUGGAUUAUACUUAUUACUAUGGGGCAAAGAAGGCGAUGUAGAAGAAGCGGCUGGCGUGAAACAUGAAGAAACCCUUCCAUCUUGUACUAGUAGCGAGCAAAUAGAAAUAGUUGGACAAAAAGCUCUUUCAGCUUAA
Messenger RNA from Linum tenue, 1047 nucleotides. The record is from the annotation of a GenBank genome assembly. Lineage: Eukaryota; Viridiplantae; Streptophyta; Magnoliopsida; Malpighiales; Linaceae.